Ustilaginoidea virens is the source of this 357-nucleotide messenger RNA. RefSeq lists its product as uncharacterized. NCBI's taxonomy places the organism in Eukaryota, Fungi, Ascomycota, Sordariomycetes, Hypocreales, Clavicipitaceae. The coding region runs from base 1 to 357 and encodes 118 amino acids. The transcript is spliced from 3 exons. The record is from RefSeq and is a predicted model, not a curated record.
AUGCGCCCCAUUAACGCCCUCGGGCUUGCCUUGCUUCCCAUUGCAGCUGCCAGGAAACACUCAUCAUGCGAUUGCGGGACCGAAACUCUCCGUGGAAAACAUUACGAAUACGACUGGUUGCUCACAUACAAUGUUUGCGUUUACAGCUACCCCAGAUCGGCGGAAUAUGACUUUCAAACAGGCCGCUGCGAGGCCGUCGAUCUCAUGUCAGGUGACCGAUUUCACGGAGAUUGCGAAUACUUUGGGAAGAAUGGGUACUUUCCUGUGUCGCCGUCUGACAACAUAACCCUCGACGAGAAUCUACCACGCCUAUACCACAUUCACAAAGACAGGAAGGUUGGCUCCAGAUGCCGCUAA